Messenger RNA from Salvelinus namaycush (lake trout), 6285 nucleotides. It is a transcript of the gene kdm2aa, whose product is annotated as lysine (K)-specific demethylase 2Aa. Gene Ontology annotation, biological process: protein demethylation; regulation of transcription by RNA polymerase II. The record is from RefSeq and is a predicted model, not a curated record. The transcript is spliced from 21 exons. Gene Ontology annotation, molecular function: histone demethylase activity; protein binding; DNA binding. NCBI's taxonomy places the organism in Eukaryota, Metazoa, Chordata, Actinopteri, Salmoniformes, Salmonidae. The coding region runs from base 1195 to 4986 and encodes 1263 amino acids.
CCAAUUGGAGUUCGAGUCGUCCAAUAACUUGCAAUGUAAUUGGUCAUUCACGUGUCGUUUGCACUUUUUGUUGUAUGUUUGUCCAGUCCCUAUCGACAAUGUAUUUCUGAGUGACAUAAUUACCGACCAUUUAGCGCCUCGCCGGCUUUGCUGUCGUUGGACGAUUUCAUUGUUGUAGGCGGGUCUUGAGAAACUAGUGGCGUUUUGUGACGAGAUGAAAAUGGCGGCGGAUGGCCGACUGCCGACUUUAUCGGAUAUUAUACAUAUAAAACUGCGAUUUUAAACCAGCGUUCUCUGUCGAUUUUAACAGAACUUAAUUGUCAUUUAAUAUUACCCGAUUUUAAUGAUUUCCUAAACUCUUUGGGUGGAGUUUUCCAAAAGACAAAACGGAAAGUUCCCUUGGAAAUAAUAGAUUGUUCGCUGUCUGCGGUUGCAUUUUAAACUCGGACGUUCGUUUCAGUUUAGCUAACAGUUUGUUGUUCAGCAUAAGAAAAUGUGUGUGAACUAACGUUACUUGCCGCAAAUAACCCAGGACUGGUAACCCCCCCCCCCCCCUCACCCCCCUAAAACUAGCCAGACAAGUGUCUAAAUUGUAUCAAUAGUAAGCUACACUCCAUAGCUAACUUUAGCUAUAACACGCUAAACGCUAGAUAAUGUACCACACUAUAAUCCCAAAUGCAAUAUUGGCGCUAUAAACACAAACAAAAAUUUGCUAGUUAAUCCCAUUCUCUCGGUAGGGUUUUGUUUUAGUGAUCGACAACCAUGCUUCCCUUUAGUGGGGGAUAGCUAGCCUCUUUACUAUUUCACUAGCUAUGUCCUAGUGGUAAUUAUCUACCGUUAGCUGUAAAAAAAAAAAAAAAAAACUACGUUACAAUGUGUAAACGCUCUUUAUUCGUACGGUGUUUUUUAAUCAAAUCAAAAUGUAUUAACUUGGCUACGUUGCUGACUGUAUUUUAGAUUUAGUUUGUCCGAUUUGAAAGGCUAUUUUAACCCGCAAGUGACAGUAGACAUAGCUAAUUUCUAGUAGUGUAAUGUUUAAUAAGUUAGUUUAGCUCUGUCAAAUAAAGUAAAACUACAUUUCCAAUCACGAGCUAGUUGUAGUGUUCAGCAGCUUGACAGCGCAGUCAGGUACCCACGUGUAUCGGCGAACCGCCUACCAAAGCAGUCCACUGUCUCAAGUGAAAGUCAUUAAACAUGGAAGAUAAGCGUCGACCACGAUUCAGCAAGCGACUGCGGUCGGGCACGAGGCGGCGCUACCAUGACGAUGGUAUCUCGGACGACGAGAUCGAGGGGAAGAGGACCUUUGACCUGGAGGAGAAGUUGAGGAGCGAAAGGUUCACCUCAGACAGGGUGAAACGCAUGGAGGGGAAAGACCUCACGUUUGAGUACAUCCAAAGAGGUGGGUUGAGGGACCCGAUCAUCUUUGAGAAGCCAGACGGACUGGGCAUCAAGAUGCCAGAUCCAGACUUCAGUGUGAACGACGUCAAGAUAUUUGUUGGCAGCAGGCGUAUGAUUGACGUGAUGGAUGUGAGCACUCAGAAGGGUAUAGAGAUGUCUAUGGCCCAGUGGCGACGUUACUACGAGACGCCCCCCUCCCAGAGGGACAAACUCUACAACGUCAUCAGCCUGGAGUUUAGCCACACCAAACUGGAGAACCUGGUCCAGAGGCCUACAUCGGUGGACAUCAUAGACUGGGUGGACAACAUGUGGCCUCGGCACCUGAAGGAGAGACAGAGAGACUCCACCAACUCCAUCACAGACAUGCAGUACCCCAAAGUGCAGAAGUACUGUCUAAUGAGUGUGCAGGGCUGCUACACGGACUUCCACAUUGACUUCGGAGGUUCCUCGGUCUGGUACCACAUACUGCGGGGAGGCAAGGUGUUCUGGCUGAUCCCGCCCACGCCUCAGAACCUGGAGCUGUAUGAGGACUGGGUGUUGUCAGGGAAACAGGGAGACAUCUUCCUGGGAGACAAGGCCCAGGACUGUCAGAGGAUAGAGCUGAAGCAGGGCUAUACCUUCAUGAUCCCUUCAGGUUGGAUCCAUGCGGUCUACACUCCAGUGGACACCCUGGUGUUUGGGGGAAACUUUCUCCACAGCUUCAACAUCCCCAUGCAACUCAACAUCUACAGCAUUGAGGACAGAACACGGGUACCAGCUAAGUUCCGUUACCCGUUCUACUAUGAGAUGUGUUGGUACGUGUUGGAGAGAUACCUCUUCAGUCUGACCAACACCUCCUACCUCACGCCUGACUUCCAGAAACACUCCCUGGGCAUCGGUCUUACUAGAGACCCCUCCACCUGUGAGUCGGUCAACGGCCACACACAGAAGGAGGAUGAAGAGGAGGCUCCCCCGACGCGGGGCUCUAAGCCCGGGGUGAAGGUUCACCUGACCCCCUUUGAGCUGGAGGGGCUGUGGAACCUGCUGGGGAAGCUGGAGUCACUGCCCUCACAGAAGAACUGUGUCCCGGCGGGCAUACACAAUGCUCCCGCGCUGCUGCACGACAUCAGGGCCCUGCUGAAGGAGCAUGCUAAUGACAUCCCCAAACUGUCCUACACUGGAAAGCCCAUCGUCAAGUGGCCCACUAGGCCGUCGUGGUACCAGCCUCCUCCCCCUCCUCCGCCGGUGGCUCGUCCCAAGCUGUCUGCCACGGUGGUGACCCCGCGCCCCCAGAAGCCCGCCUCCUCCAUGUCCGUGCUGCGGCGGCGGCGCGUGCGGUGUAAGCGCUGCGAGGCGUGCGUCAGGACGGAGUGCGGGGACUGUAACUUCUGCAGGGACAUGAAGAAGUUCGGCGGGCCGGGGAAACUCAAACAGACCUGCGUGCUCCGACAGUGUCUGGCGCCGGGUCUGCCCCUGUCAGUGGUGUGUGAGCUCUGUGGAGAGGGGAACCAGGAGGGAGGAGAGGGGCCAGUCUUCGCCCUCACCCUCAUGGAGUGUUCCAACUGUGCCCAGAUAGCCCACCCCGCCUGCCUCAAGGUAACAGGGGAGGGUGUGGUGAACACAGAUCUGCCCAGCUGCUGGGAGUGUCCCAAAUGUGUUCUGGGAAUCACCGACACUGAGGUGAAAGGGGACAAGAAUAAAAUGUUACACGCGAAACGCAAGUCUUCUUCGUAUCUCGACGGCCGCAUCGCCAAGAUCUAUCGUCGCCGAGACGACGACGAUGACUCAGGCAGCGAUGAUGACGACGACGACGAUGAUGAGGAUGAUGAUGAUGAUGAAGGCUCCAGGGGCGGAGGAGGCGGCGCGGGAAGGAAGAUGUCCGGACCACGCCCUCGCGGCAGUGGCUCCGCCUCUCGAAGAGGCUACGGGACUGGGAGGCGAGGCAUUUGGAGAGGCUCCUCCCACAGAGGGGCAGGUCGUGGGAGCGGGCUGGCCCCUCACUCCUCCCUGAAGAUGAGGCGUGGCAGAGGGGGGCUGGGGGUGGGGCGAGGGGACAGGGAGGGGGGGCGCAGGGAGAGAGGCGGGAGAGUGCGCCUCCGGGGAGGCACCAGGAUGCAGAGACGCAGGGACGAGUCAGAGGACGAUGAUGAUGAUGACGACGACGAUGAAGAUGACGACAGCGAGGAAGAUCCGCAGCAUCACCACCGGCAACGCCGCAGGCGGAGGAGAACGGACGACGAGGAAGACGACGAUGAAGACGAGGAAGACAGCUCUGCUCGGGACCUGGAGGGGGAGGAUGAGGAUGUGGACGAUGAAGACGAGGAUGAGGAAGACGACGAGAACCAGUCAGACUCCGAACCAGAGCCUCCCGUUCUCCUGGUGUCUGACCUUAACGACGACUUCCUAAACGGCUCGUACCUGACAGUGACCCUACAACGCCCCCCCAGGGCUAAACGCCACCCCGGCUCCAUCGUGCCCAAGCUGGAGGCCGCCAUGUCUCCCAGAACCCACGGCGGCGGUCCAGGUUACGUCCAGCAUAAAACCCUCGGGAAGACGCGGCACAAAAACGGCACGGUCGCUGCCGGCAACGGCCUGGCACAGCCCGCCAAGAAUCCAGUGGGCCGGCCGCCUCGUCACCGUAUCAACAAUCCCCACGGCGACACAGCAGACAGGGAAAGAGAGAGGGACAAUGCCUCUCCUUCCUCCUCUGACUCCUCGGCCUCCCCCACCCCUCCUCCCCACUCCUCCCACUCUCCUUCCUCGCUCCUGUCGCUUCCCUCCUUCAAGGAUGUAGGAAACGAGAAAGGAGGGGAGAAGGAGGUGUGGGUGGCGGUGUUCCGUUACCUGAGCAGAGCCGAGCUGGCUAGCUGUAUGACUGUCUGUAAGGCCUGGUACAAAUGGAGUUGUGACAAGCGUCUGUGGAGUGGUGUGGAUGUAUCGCGUUGUCCCUCUCUCUCCUCCCAGGCCCUGCAGGGCAUCAUCAAACGUCAGCCCACCUCCCUGGACCUCUCCUGGACCCCCGUGUCCAAGAAACAGAUCACCCUGCUCAUACACCGCCUGCCAGGUCUGAAGGAGUUGAUGAUAGCAGGUUGCUCCUGGUCGUCCAUGUCAGCCCUGUCCACCCCCAGCCUGCCGUGCCUCCGUACCCUGGACCUGCGCUGGGCAGAGGGGGUCAAAGACACCCAGAUCAGGGACCUGGUCACACCACCAGGUUGUGACAGUCGGUCUCGGCUGCGUGGCUGUGUGGUGCUGCGUCUAGCUGGCCUGGACAUAAGUGACUCCACCCUGAGGCUGAUUCUCCGUCACAUGCCCCUGCUAGAGAGGCUGGACCUGGCCCACUGCAGAGACCUCACUGACCAGUCCAUCUGCCUGCUCACCGCCGCCGGCACACACACACGUAACACACUCACGGAGAUCAACCUCGCAGGCUGUAACAAGCUGACGGACGGCUGUCUGGCGUACCUGAAGAGGGCGUCUGGCCUGGGGCUGCUGGACCUGCGGGGCUGCAAAGGUGUGACGCGGCAGGGCUGCGAGGGCUUCAUCUCGGACCUUUCUCACUGCGUCCUGUUCUGUAUGACGGAGGAGAAACUCAUCCAGAGGAUAUCGUAAAACCGACGCCCCCCCCCCCCCUCGUUCGUACCCCUACGCAAGGGGCACACAGAGACCCCACACCAGCCAGGGGGGAGAGAGGGGGAGCAGCAAACACCCCUCCCCCGAAACGGAGAACAAGCGCUCCAGGAAAAAAGGAGGGCGAGCAAAAGAAAAAGGUGUAAAGACGUUCGCACUCCUCACUACGGGUGAUAGAAGGAAGACAUGGAGGGGUGGUGGAAGGAGAGGGUAGAAUGUGCUGUUGCAGCGUCAUGUGUUUAUUAGGAGGGUUAGGAAUUCUGAAUAGCACAGACACUUGUUAGUGUUGUUCACGCUACAUGGCUGAAAAUGGGAACCCUAUGGAUUGAAUGUGGGUGUUUGUAAGAUGUGGUCCCACAAAGCCGUAGAGUGAAUCAGGGUUUAGAUUUCAGAGGGGGUUGAGAGGGAAGGGGACUGGAGAAGGGGACUGGAGAAGGGGACUGGAGAAGGGGACUGGAGAAGGGGACUGGAGAAGGGGACUGGAGAAGGGGACUGGAGAAGGGGACUGGAGAAGACUCCGACAUGACUGGUAUCCCACUAGGUCCAGACUCUAUGCUGAACUUUCCAUGGACUCCUUGGGAAACCGAGCCGUCGGGAUGAUUAAAUGCGAACGGGUGCCAAACCUGUCCUAGAACCCCCCCCCACCCCGCUGUCCCUCCUUCUUUUCGCACCAUCCUCACCCCUCUCCGUUUGAUACGCUCACAGCCGUGAGGUUUUUUUGGGAUGAAAACCGUACUGUAUCGCUCAUUAGUUUGCGUCCCAAAUGGAGCCCUAGUCAAAAGUAGUACACUAUAUAGGGAAUAGGGUGCUAUUUGGGACAAAUACAUAGUCUCUCUUCAGUUUUACUUGACUCCCUUUCUCACUACCAGCCACUACAGGUCUUAACGUUAUAGUCUUUGAAUUCCCUCAUUUGACAGAAUAUUUUCCUCCUCCUGUCGUAUUCAUCUCUUUCCUUUCUGUGUCUUUUUAGAGGUGUAACGUUUUGUUCAUCCCUCUCUCUAUCCCCCAUAAUGUUAUUGUUAGUGUUGAACCAGAGGGCUCGUGGGUUGUGUCCCAAAUGUCACCCUAUUCCCAAUAUAGUGCACUACUUUUGAAAAAGAAGUGCACUAUAUAGAGAAUAGGAUACCAUUUGGGCUGCAACCUUUAUCUUGGUGAAUUGUGUUGGUUGCCCUACUGCAGUUGCUCAAUGGGACUGGAACAUGCCUGUAGCAUUGCAAUCAAUUACCGUAUAUAAAUAUUUUCUGAAAUGUUUUGCAGAAAUUCUUUUUUUUUUUUUUUCAU